Rhizopus microsporus ATCC 52813 is the source of this 1907-nucleotide messenger RNA. Its product is annotated as thioredoxin-like protein. Gene Ontology annotation, cellular component: endoplasmic reticulum. Bases 77 to 1894 code for a protein of 605 amino acids. Gene Ontology annotation, molecular function: protein disulfide isomerase activity. The transcript is spliced from 7 exons. The record is from RefSeq and is a predicted model, not a curated record. Lineage: Eukaryota; Fungi; Mucoromycota; Mucoromycetes; Mucorales; Rhizopodaceae.
GUCCAUUUGAAGCGCAGUUGAUUGGGCAGCUUUUUUGACGCUUCUCCCUUUAUUUUAUAUUUCUUUUUUUUACGCCAUGUUAUUGAAAACAGCAGCACUAUGCGCAGGGUUCUUACUGACAAGUAUUCAAGCUGUGUCUGUUGAAUUAAGACCAGAUAACAUUAAAGAGAUUACUAGCUCUGGGCAAUGGCUAAUUGAGCAUUUCUCACCUUGGUGUCCUCACUGUCAACAUUUUGCACCUACUUGGAAACAGCUUUCAGAGGAUUUUGGUCAACUUGCUACAACAAACAACUUUCAUUUCGGUACAAUCAAUUGUGCUGUCCAAGGCGAUUUAUGUAAUAAACACAAUGUUCAUUCUAUUCCCAACAUUCAGCUUUGGGAGAAUGGUGAAUAUGUUGAGACAUUUUCAGAAUCAAGAGAAUAUGCAGCAUUGGCUGAGUAUAUUAAAGACAAGGCAAAUGCAUACUCCGAGGCAGAUAGCCUGAAGGAGGAUGACGAAGAAGAACUGACAGAUGAAGAGGAGGAUGUUUCUAAACCAGAUGAAGAAGAAGAAGAAGAAGAAGAAGAAGGAGAAGAAGAGGAGGAGGAGGAGGAGGAAGGAGAAGAAGAGGAAGAAGAGGAAGGGGAAGAGGAACCUGCAUUGGAAGAGGAGGAAGAAGUAGAGGAAGAAGAACCCCAAAAGGAACAAAUCGAUCAUUCAGAUACAAAAUCAGUAUUGCCAAAUCCACAAGGAAUCUCUGUAGACUUGGAUGAGCAACGAUUAAGAGAAGUGACAUCAAAGAAAUCAGAUGCUUGGCUUAUCAAGUUUUAUGCUCCUUGGUGUGGUCACUGUCAACGCUUGGCUCCAACAUGGGUCGAAUUAGCCAAGCAACUUCGUAAUGAGGUGAAUAUUGGUGAAGUGAACUGUGAACAACAUCCAGCUGCAUGUUCUGAGCAUGGAGUAUCAGGAUACCCUACGAUCAAGAUGUAUCACCAUGGAGAACCAACCGCUUAUAAUGAUGAUCGUUCCCUCGUUAGUCUUAUCAGAUUUGCAAAAGAGUACUCUGGUUCCCCUGUGAAGCAAGUAGACAAAACAAACGUUGUAGAUGCCAUCCAUACUAGCGAUGUUUCUGUAUUCUACUUAUCUGAAGAUAAACAAGUACCGGAAAUAUUUGAAGUGGCCGCAAAAACAUACAUGAACACUGUGUCAUUUUAUGCAAGUCAGGAUUCAACACUCAUAGGACAACAAUUCAGCCUUCCAGCAGUUGUGAUGGUGAAAGAUGGCAAGCCAAAGAUGUAUCAUUCACAUGAUUUUACAAAUACGGAAAGCAAUCAGAGAGCACUGCUUGAAUGGAUUGAUAAAGAGCAAUACCCCUUAGUGGCUAAACUGUCACCUAGCAACUACCAAUCGAUAUUAGACGGGGAUAGAACAGUUGUGAUGAACGUGGUUGAUCGUCCAGAUUUGACAGAUGAGACAAAGUUCCGUAAUGUAGCCAUUGCAUGGGAUCGAGCACAAUCAAACAAGGCACCUAUUUUUGUACAAGUGGACAAGACAGUGUGGGGAGAGUAUCUUGAUAGCACACUCAAUAUUCAAGUGGAAAGGACGCCCAAGGUUAUUAUUUAUAAUGCAGCUACCUAUGAGUACUUUGAUAAAGAUUUACAAAGAAGCGAAUUAUCCAGUAGUAAUCCUGAAGGCAUCUAUUUAGUCUUGGAGAACUUGGACAAGCUACGGGGAAGUCCAGCAGGAGGUUUACAUCAGAGAGCAUAUAAAUCUGUUCGAAGUGGAGUUCAGACAGUGAAAUCACAUUGGUUGAUAAGCAUGAUGUUGCUUACACUUAUCGGUGGCUACCUCUACCGACGUUCAACCUAUUAUAGACCAAAGAAGACAUAUAUAUUACCAUCACAUAAAGACUAAAUAAAGCGUUCUC